AUGUCUGAGAUAAUCAAGACUGUUAGCAUCCCCAACAUUGCUUGGGAGACAGCCGCCGACAUUCACUUCCCGCCCAAUUUCGAUGAGAACAAAAAGUAUCCCGCGGUCGUAUGCGCCCAUCCGAUUGGAUCAUGCAAAGAACAAACUUCAGGCAAUAUUUAUGGAAAAGCAAUAGCAGAGGCAGGUUUCGUUGUUGUCGCCUUUGACGCAUCUUUCCAGGGCUCCUCUGGUGGCAAGCCUCGCUUUAUCGAAGAUCCAGAGUUCCGCGUCUCUGACUUCCGUUUCGUCGUCGACCAUAUUCAGACUCUGCCCUAUGUGGACGCUGAUCGCAUUGGCGUGCUUGGUAUCUGUGGCGGAGGAGGCUAUGCUAUCAAUGCUGCCAUGACGGAUUACCGUUUCAAGUGUUGUGUUGGUAUUACGCCUGUCAAUUUUGGCCGUCUCUCCCGUGAAGGUUUCGCCUGUUUCGAUCCGGUUGGCGCUCUUGAAAAGAUGGCUGCUCAGCGUACCGCCGAAGCUCAAGGCAGAGAGCGACUAGUGAUCAACUACCUCCCAUCAACGGUUGAAGAUGCCAAUAAAGCAACUAGCGAUAUAGAUAUUAUCGAGGCCACCGAAUACUACAAAACUAACCGGGGUGAAGCGCCCAAUGGAUGUACCAGCGGACUUUUCUCAUUCAACAGCGCAGCCCUCGCAUGGGAUGCAUUUAACCAUGCAGAGGUGCUCAUGAAUCGACCUCUGAUGGUCGUAGUUGGUGAAAAGCCAGGAGGAUUUGGCGCUUACCGAGAUGCUCAUGAGAUUCACGGCCGGGCAGCCUCUAAGGAGAAGCACAUUGUAGUCCUUCCUGGUGUUUCACAUUAUAUGCUGUACGACAAGCCCGAGGCCGUUAAGCCGGCGCUUGAGCAAUUGCUGCCUUUCUUGAAGAAGCACCUCGGCGAUGCCAAAUAG
Molecule: messenger RNA, 942 nt
Organism: Trichoderma atroviride IMI 206040
Lineage: Eukaryota; Fungi; Ascomycota; Sordariomycetes; Hypocreales; Hypocreaceae
Source: RefSeq, a predicted model, not a curated record